This is a messenger RNA of Pseudomassariella vexata, 1973 nucleotides long. Its product is annotated as putative Fe-containing alcohol dehydrogenase. Gene Ontology annotation, molecular function: alcohol dehydrogenase (NAD+) activity; metal ion binding. The transcript is spliced from 4 exons. Lineage: Eukaryota; Fungi; Ascomycota; Sordariomycetes; Amphisphaeriales; Pseudomassariaceae. The record is from RefSeq and is a predicted model, not a curated record. The coding region runs from base 385 to 1878 and encodes 497 amino acids. Gene Ontology annotation, cellular component: mitochondrion.
GUGCGCUACGGGAAUCGCGCUUCGCAAGUCACCAAUGUCCUACGAUCUGUUCCCUUGCAUGGUGGAAUGGGUGACAUCAUUAUCAAUGCACGACGGAACAACCGUCUGUCGGAUACUAUAGUUUGACGGCGACGUAGCCGAACUCCACACUGGGGUUUACCCCACAUACUUCUCCAACCUCGGGAUCAAAGGAGCCGAUAAGGAUGCCGUGGUUGUUUGGGGAUAUCCUUAUUCCAGUCCCGGUUUCUGGGACUUCUGUUGCUGCCGGCUUCUGUUGAAUUUGGCAGCUCGUUUCUUACAGGAUCUCAGUACUUCAGCAAGUCGUUCGUGCCUUCCUGAACCCAAGGUGUAGUCUGCCUGUAGCCGUUUCCCCACCUCCGCACAAUGGUCGCCGCAAUUCGAGCAGCGCCAAGUGCGGCAACAAGAGCAGUGAGUCUUCUCCGGACUGUCCAAUAUGCUCAUCCGCCAAACUGCCCAUGUCACUCCAACCCGGGCCACCACCACCAUGCAAGACCACAGGUUGACCGCUAUGCGCAACACACCGGCAGGCGCGGUUUCGCCUCACCUGUGGACCUGUCUCAGCAGAAAGAAUAUGCUUUUGAGAUGGCUGCAUCUUCUAUCCGGUUCGGUCCGGGUGUGACUCAAGAAGUGGGCAUGGACUUCAAGAACAUGGGCGCCAAGCGCGUCUGUGUUGUGACCGACUCGACCGUUAGGCACUUGACGGCAACCAAACAGGUGGAAGAGGCGCUGUCAAGGGAGGGUAUCGAGUUUACUAUCUUCGACAAAGUGAGAGUGGAACCUAAGGAUAGUUCAAUCAAGGAGGCCAUCGACUUCGCCAAGCCCUAUAACCCAGAUGCAUUCUUGGCUGUUGGCGGAGGUUCCGUUAUUGACACGGCCAAGUUGAUGAAUCUCUAUACUGAGUAUCCAGAGGCCGACUUCUUGGAUUUCGUCAACGCCCCCUUGGGCAACGGUAGGCCUAUCGAUAAGAAGCUUAAGCCUCUUGUGGCUAUUCCAACCACCGCUGGAACCGGCUCUGAAACAACUGGGACGGCCAUCUUCGACUUGGUAGCCAAGAAGGCGAAAACAGGCAUUGCCCACCGUAAUCUGAAGCCGACUCUGGGUAUAAUCGACCCUCUCAACACGAAGACAAUGCCUUCAGCUGUCAAGGCCAGCUCUGGUCUGGAUGUACUCUGUCAUUCUCUUGAAUCAUGGACGGCGAUCCCUUAUAAUCAGAGAGUUCCCCGGCCCACUAACCCCAUUUUGCGGCCGGCGUAUCAGGGUGCCAACCCCAUCAGUGACAUUUUCUCGCUCAGUGCCCUCCGCAGCACGGUGAAGUACCUUCCAAGAGCAGUCAAGGAUCCGGAAGACUUUGAGGCCCAGAGCGAGAUGCUUCUUGCGGCCACACUGGCUGGUGUUGGUUUUGGCAACGCUGGUGUACACCUGUGUCACGGCAUGUCUUAUCCCAUCUCGGGCCAGAACCCGGGCUACAAACACGCUGGAUACGAAGUAGCCCACUCCAUCAUUCCCCAUGGUGUGUCCGUUGCCGUCUCAGCGCCCGCUGUCUUCCGCUUCACGGGCCCAUCGAAUCCUGAACGGCACUUGGCCGCUGCUGAGGCCUUCGGUGUUGAUAUUUCCAACGUGAAGUGCGAAGAUGCUGGCGCUGUGCUCGCAGAUGCCAUCGCUGCUUUCUUGACCGACCUUGGUGACCAGCCAAAAGGCUUGAAGGACCUUGGGUUUACCAGCGAGCACAUUGACGCGUUGGUCGAAGGGACGAUCCCGCAGGCUAGGGUGUUGAUGCUGGCGCCUGGUCUGCAGACUGAGUUGGAGAAGGAAAGGGAACAACUGAGGGCGCUUUUUGAAGAUUCUAUGGCGUAUUAGUUGUGUUGCAUCUGCUUGAUAACGAUCAGGGUAGACUUGGUUAUUGAUUAUUGGAUGUUGAAAGCAGUACAUAUUAGAAAUUGCACGAGCAUGGU